This is a messenger RNA of Pseudomassariella vexata, 414 nucleotides long. RefSeq lists its product as uncharacterized. The coding region runs from base 1 to 414 and encodes 137 amino acids. NCBI's taxonomy places the organism in Eukaryota, Fungi, Ascomycota, Sordariomycetes, Amphisphaeriales, Pseudomassariaceae. The transcript is spliced from 4 exons. Gene Ontology annotation, molecular function: iron ion binding; oxidoreductase activity, acting on paired donors, with incorporation or reduction of molecular oxygen; monooxygenase activity. The record is from RefSeq and is a predicted model, not a curated record.
AUGGAGCACAUCUUGAAGAGCGACCAGAACCUAGAGUUGAUCCGAAUUCACAAGAAACAUGGCCACUUCGUCAGAGUAUCAUAUGACGAGGUCAGCGUUAGCCACCUUGAUGCAAUCAAGAAGGUUCUUCUUGCGCCCCUUCAAGCUUGCAUCAAGGAAGCACUGGUGUCUGUUAGCCCCUGGGUGAUUCAUUACUCGAAGGAACUUUGGGGUCCCAACGCUUCCAAGUUCAACCCUGAUUGCUGGCUUGAAGUUGACGCCACCUUUAAAGAUAAAUAUUGGAUUCCUUUCGGUGCGGGUCAUGGCUCAUGCCCAAGGCACAACGUUGCCAAGAUUGAGCUGUCUAAGAUCACGGCGACAUUUGUUCGUAGUUACGACAUCCGACAGGUCCACAAGGAGCAGGAUCGGCAGUAG